AUGUGCCUGUACAAGUUCAUGUGUGCGAUUACCACGAGAGCGUUAUUCCUCAUCGUCUCUCUGGUCAGCGUCUGGAGGGUGAUAUGGGUGAAGCACGAGCCCAAAUACUGGCUCCUCACUAUCCUCUUUCUGCCGCUUGUCGUUGAAAUGAUAAUAACGCUUAAGAGUCGAAGGGGACAAGAUUAUAAAUGGUUUUCUCCGCCCAUCUUCCUGUUCCUCAUCAGUAUUAUUCCUUCCAUCUGGAUCCUGGAGCUCCACAACCAGCAUGAGAAAGUCAACAUCUCUCAGUGCAAAAAGCUCAACUCGUGGGAGAAUCUGCUUAAUGUGAUCACUCGGAACCAGACUGGAAACCUGACAUACCAGAACUACCUGGAGCAAUUUAACCAGGUGUUAACGACUGUCUGUGCCAACGACUGGAUCCUGGCUCUUCAUCAGAUCCUGCUCCUCCUCCUCAUCGUUGGGAAGUGGCUCCUCCCGCUGGGAGGCGGAGUCACGCGUGAUGAGCUCUCACAGCUUCUCCUAAUUUUUGUUGGUACUGCAGCAGACAUCCUCGAAUUUACUAGUGAGACGUUGUCAGACGUCAAAGAGAACAGUCCUCAGCUGGUCUACAUCAUCUUAGCUGUGUGGACUUGGAGCAUGCUGCAGUUCCCCUUACAUCUGGCUGUGGUGAACUCCAAACCAGAUAGUGAUGACGAGCAGGGGUCCAAGGAGGUGUCCCUAUUGUCUAAGCACAGCACGGACAUUUGGAGCGUCAUUGAGGCCUUGUUCAUCCAAGACGGGCCUUUCCUGGUGGUCAGGCUCACCGUCAUGACCUACUUCGACGUCUUCCACCAGAUGCUGGUGUUCUUUGCCAUCAAGAACUUCCUGGUGGUCAUACUGAACUUGUACAGGUUGGUUGUUAUAUGCCAGCAAUCCCGCAGUAGAGCCAACCGGGGCAGCGCCGUCCCGUGUGUUUGA
This is a messenger RNA of Cyclopterus lumpus (lumpfish), 957 nucleotides long. Its product is annotated as transmembrane protein 26-like. Lineage: Eukaryota; Metazoa; Chordata; Actinopteri; Perciformes; Cyclopteridae. The record is from RefSeq and is a predicted model, not a curated record. The transcript has 6 exons. The coding region runs from base 1 to 957 and encodes 318 amino acids.